GUCGGGGUGUAUUUACCAUUCCCUCACACGGUGGACGCGCAAGGCUGUGGACGCGCACGAACCGUAGCCGCCUUCCCCAAGUUGUGUCCCGCUCGCUUGGUGCGCGCUUCGCUCCAGCAGUCAGUCCGAGGCGCAGAGCUCCCUGCGAGUCAAGUGUGUGCAAGACCUCCCGUCGCUUUCUUUCCUUUAACUUCACCGCAAAAGACUCACAAGCUUUUCCUGUAUAGGCUCAGCAUGGGAAUCAGGUCCAGCAAGAGGCAGGGGGCCCCAGCCAGCAGCGCAGAAACUGCUGCCACUGAACAGAAGGCUGCAGAGGAGCCAGCAGCUAUGCCAGCAGCACCAGUGAUCCCACAGAAUCAGGAGGCUGUUGAGGCAGAAAAACCGGCUGUAGUGGCGUCUGAACCAGCGGAAGAACCUAUAGCAGAGAUCAAGGCAGAACCUGAGCCAGAGGCUCCUGCAGCCCCAGCCCCACUCAAAGAUAAUGCACCAGAGCCUGUGGCAGAGGAAACCCCAGCCCCACCUGAGCCAGUCUCAGCAAUUGAACCCCCAGCCCCAGAACCUGUCGCUGAGCCGCAACCUGUCGCUGAGCCAGAGCCUGUCCCAGAACCUAACCCAGAACCAGAGCCUAUGGAGGCAGCCCCAGAGCCCACCUCAGAGCCAGUGCCACCCCCAGCUGAGGCUCUGGAGCAGGAGAUAGCCCAGCUGAACCAGGAGGAGUCUCUCCCUGAGCCAGAUCUUUCUUCAGCCCCUUUGGUAGACCUGGGUGUCCCUGAGCUCACUUCCCUGGCCAUCGACACUGCUCCCUCCCCGGCCAAUCCAGAUGAGUCGUCAGAUGUCCCAGGGGUCGGAGAAUGCCAAGACGGUGUUGAAGCUGCUGUGAAUUCCAUGUCUGUCCCGGAAGAAUCUGUAGAAACCGUAGAAUCUCUGGAAAAGCUGGUGGAGCCCGAGGGUGUGGGUGCGGGUGCAGGGAAUUUGGAGCAGCUUGUGUGUGAUGUCAACAGCGAGGAAAGCGUCAGUGGACUCUUAAAGCACUUGGACCUGACAGGAAAUGACCUCGCCAGUGACCUCAUUCCCAACGCUGUCAAGAUCCCCGAUGACAUUCCCAUAACAGACAUGAGCGCUUCCACUGAGCUGAUGUGAAAACACGGAGGAGGCAAAGAAACAACACGGAAGAGUUUAAAUGGACACGAUGGAUCGAUCUGUUAAAGCCUCUUAACCCUUUACUACAUGAUUUCUGAAAUAAUCACGGACAGGUUUUUCUCACCUUAAGUGGCCUAAUAAAGGGAUACAGCUCUGAUUUUUUUUUUUUUCAAAUAUAUUUCUAAAUGGUUACUGAAUGGCAAAAUUUCUUUUUUUGUUAAAACUGCAAACAUUUUUUUUUUCUUGGUGGAGUAGGUUGAAAUCAGCUUUAAUUCAAUUUCAGUGUAAUGUCUACAGAAGCUUUCAAAUGGUGUAAUGGGAGACUCGGUUUAUGGUCUUAGUACAAAUUUGGAAAAAAAAAAAAAAAAAAGACUGUUACGCAAUUGGAAACAAAAUCUGAAGAUCAGAGAA
Molecule: messenger RNA, 1551 nt
Organism: Myripristis murdjan (pinecone soldierfish)
Lineage: Eukaryota; Metazoa; Chordata; Actinopteri; Holocentriformes; Holocentridae
Product: E3 ubiquitin-protein ligase RNF12-B-like
Exons: 2
Coding region: 235-1140 (301 amino acids)
Source: RefSeq, a predicted model, not a curated record